CCUAUGGUCCAGGCCUCAUCUUCCCAUUCAGGAUCCUCUAGCUCAGAAGACAACCAUCCGUCACUGAGCCCUGCCAGCAUGGCUGCCGGGAAUGUGGCAAUCAGAACAGUCUUCUUAUCCCAGAUUCUUCUUGGAAUCCUGGGGAAUUUCUCCCUUCUUUACCAUUAUCUCUUCCUGUAUUGCUCUGGGUAUAGGCUGAAGACCAUAGAUUGGAUUGUCAAGAACCUGAUUGUGGCCAACAUCUUGGUGCUGUUCUCUAGUGGAUUUCACGAUACAGUGACAAGUUUUGGGUGGCACCAAAUGAACAGUGAAUUUAUAUGCAGAUUUUUCCCAUAUGUUCGUGGAGUGGGCAGGGGAGUGUCCAUUGGCACCACCUGCCUCUUGAGUGUCUUCCAGGCCAUCACCAUCAGUCCCCGGACCUCCAGGUGGGCAGAGCUCAAAGUGAAAGCUCAGCAGUUGGUUUUCCCUUCAAUCAUCCUGUGCUGGAUGGUGAACAUGCUGCUAAAUGUCGUGUAUCCUCUGUACAUGACUGGAAAUUUGAACAACAUGAGCAUCACAGACAGAAAACCUUUUGGACACUGUUCUGCUGUUCGUCAUAACCAAACCGGGGACUCAUUAUAUGCAGCGUUGAUAUCAUUCCCUGAUGUCUUAUGUUUUGUGGUCAUGAUCUUGGCCAGUGGCUGCACGGUUUUCACGCUGUACAGACACAAGCAGAGGGUCCAAAACAUUCACAGGAUCAACGUCUCCUCCAUCUCCUCCCCUGAGUCCAGAGCCACCAAAACCAUCCUUCUCCUUGUGAGCACCUUUGUUAAUUUUAAUACCCUCUCCUCCAUCUGUUAUAUUAUUUUGUGUCUUUUGAACAAUCCUAGUGUGUUCAUUUCAAACAUCUCCUCAAUAAUCACUUCAUGUUUCCCAACUAUCAGCCCCUUUCUGAUUAUGAGUCGUGACUCCAGAAUAUCCAGGCUCUGCUUUGCUGGGAAAAGGAACUCAAAGUCCCCUCCCCUUAGGAGAAAGAUGUAA
Hippopotamus amphibius kiboko is the source of this 1020-nucleotide messenger RNA. Its product is annotated as vomeronasal type-1 receptor 4-like. The transcript has a single exon. The record is from RefSeq and is a predicted model, not a curated record. NCBI's taxonomy places the organism in Eukaryota, Metazoa, Chordata, Mammalia, Artiodactyla, Hippopotamidae. Gene Ontology annotation, cellular component: membrane. Gene Ontology annotation, biological process: G protein-coupled receptor signaling pathway. The coding region runs from base 4 to 1020 and encodes 338 amino acids. Gene Ontology annotation, molecular function: pheromone receptor activity.